Molecule: messenger RNA, 2678 nt
Organism: Cuscuta campestris
Lineage: Eukaryota; Viridiplantae; Streptophyta; Magnoliopsida; Solanales; Convolvulaceae
Source: the annotation of a GenBank genome assembly
AUCGGAGCAAUUCCUGGUCAUCCCUUGACAAUAUGACAUUGCCUGAAUGGUUGCGGUGAUGUUUCAUUAUGUAAUUAAAAUAAUCAAACUGUCAAUUUUAGAAAGUACCCAUUUUUUUCUUUUGCUCCAUCUCGGGGCCGUGGGUUUCUCUCUCCUUCAUUUCUUGAAAUAAAACCCUAUCUGCAAUCCAAAUUCCCCUCCCCCUCUUUCUGCUUUUCUUUGUCUGUAUAAUCAGAUCCGUCGAUAUGAUCCAUUCAUCUAUUUGUCGUUAAUUGACCCGUUCUCGCGCAAUCAAAUGCGAAGACAUUCGAAUCUCUGAUUUUGUUUCUCCCAAUUUUCCAAUUUCUCUGAAAGCCUCUCACUGCUUCCCAAUUUCAUUAUAUCUUCAUUCCAGCUUUGAUUUCGCUGUUCUUCUUCUUGAAAAUUUGGGAUUUUCGGCCGGGAUAGAAAGGCUGGCGAUUGUUCCGUGUAUUUGGUAAUGGCGGAAGCGCCUCCUGCCCGCCUCAGGUCUAUUCUCGUCUUUGCUUCCCAAUUUGAAGAGUCCGUUUGCUUGGGUGAAGGUGGUUGUGGUUAUGAAGUGAGUUCUUUAACUUUAGAAUCAGUGAGAAAAGUGUGGACUGAUCUGCUUAUCCCAGAAUGGUGACUGUGGUGCGAGUGCAUCUCCCGUCAGAGAUACCCAUAGUAGGAUGCGAACUUACGCCCUAUGUUCUUUUGCGUCUGCCCGAUAGUUCUGUAACUCCAGAUGAUGUUCCCGAGUCCUCCCCCAUCAAUGGCCAAUUCUUGAGAUACAAGUGGUAUCGAAUACAAAGUGACAAGAAAAUUGCCAUCUGUAGUGUUCAUCCAUCUGAGCAGGCUACAUUACAGUGCAUUGGAUGUGUGAAAGCAAAAAUUCCUGUCGCUAAGAGUUACCAUUGCUCCACUAAGUGUUUUGCACAUUCAUGGCCACAUCACCGUAGUUUGCAUGAACAUGCUGCUAGUGCUGUCAAUGACAACACAAAUGAGGAUGAAGAAGUAGUAUGCUACAACAACACAACAACUUUGCAUCCAUCACCAUCUGCUUCUAGCUUGGCAAAUGGCACAACACCUUUAUAUCCAUCAUCAGCUGCACAGAGGAAUGGUGGUGAAGCCUGGGUUGAAGUUGGACGGCUUAAGACAUAUACACCAACAACUGAUGAUAUUGGUCAUGCCCUUAAAUUUGAAUGUGUUGUUUUAGAUGCAGAAACCAAUCUUUCAAUUGGACUGGCAAAUACUAUAUUGACAUCUCGUGUGAUUCCAGCUCCAUGUCCUACACCACGCCGCUUAUUUUCAGUCAGAGAAGGUGACGUUUCAGCAAUUCCUGAUUUGGGUGGCCGCAUUUCGUCUUCUGGAACAUUUACUGUGCUCUCGUACAAUAUAUUAUCUGAUUCACAUGCCACAAGUGAACUAUACAGUUACUGCCCGUCUUGGGCCCUUUCUUGGACAUAUCGUAGACAGAAUCUAUUGCGUGAAAUAACUGGCUAUCGUGCUGACAUUGUUUGUCUUCAAGAGGUUCUAAGUGAUCAUUAUGAAGAGUUCUUUCGUCCUGAACUGGACAAACAUGGCUAUCAAUCUUAUUUCAGAAUGAAAAGUUGUGAGGGGUAUGGUAGAAGUAUGAAUAGUGUUGAUGGCUGUGCUACUUUUUUUCGACGGGAUAGAUUUUCGCACGUUAAGAAAUAUGAGGUUGAGUUUAACAAAGCUGGGCAAUCAUUGGCUGAUGCUUUAGCUCCCAGUGUUCAAAAGAAAACUGCUUUAAGUCGUUUGAUCAAGGAUAAUGUGGCACUCAUUAUGGUCCUGGAGGCAAAGUUUGGUAACCAGGGUGUUGAUAACCCCGGAAAGCGCCAGUUAGUAUGUGUGGCAAACACUCAUGUGCAUGUUCCACAAGAGUUGAAGGACAUCAAGCUUUGGCAGGUUCAUACACUUUUGAAAGGACUGGAAAAGAUUGCUGCUAGUGCUGAUAUUCCAAUGUUGGUCUGUGGUGAUUUUAACUCGAUACCUGGAAGUGCUCCUCAUGCACUCCUUGCAAUGGGGAAAGUUGAUCCGAUGCACCCAGAUCUAGUAGUUGACCCUCUUGGUAUUCUUCGCCCAACAUCCAAGUUAACACAUCAACUGCCACUGGUAAGUGCUUACACUUCCUUUGCUAGAAUGGAGGGUGGUCUUGGAAGCGAGCGCCACAAGAGGAGGAUGGAUCCUAUCACCGAGGAGCCCUUGUUUACAAAUUGCACUAGAGACUUCAUUUCUACUCAUGAUUACAUAUUCUAUUCAGCGGAUUCAUUGACUGUUGUGUCAUUGUUGGAGCUUCUAGACGAGGAUAGCGUGAGAAAGGACACAGCACUACCUUCUCCAGAGUGGUCUUCUGAUCACAUAGCCCUAUUGGCCGAAUUUCGCUGCAAACCAAAGCAGAAACACUGAUGCUUGGUCUUUUUCUACACAAUGGAUUUUGAAAAUAGAUGCAGCAGUCACGAAGAGUUUCAUGUAAAAGUUACUGUAACAAUAGUAGAUGAUGAUGAUUGGUAUCCUCCCCUAGAGGCCCCCCCCCAUAGCUAUUGUAUCUUCUUUUUUGUAUUAUGCUGCUUUUUUCUCAUAGAAGGAAAAAAAGAUCCAUGUUUUCCUUUAUUCAAAUAGAAGAAAUAUCAUCUAUCCAAUAUAUAAUCUCUUCCUUC